GUUCCUGCUUGCUGCCACAGCUCAUGGUCCUGGACUUCGUGUCUGACAGAUGUGUGCCCACCUGAAGAAACAGCAGGGUGGUAAAAAUAUGGCCCGGCCCAGUUCAGAUUUGGCAGCAUUCAGGAAGAUUUUCGCCCAAGCCCAGAACAUAGCCAUCAUCACUGGAGCAGGGGUGAGUGCUGAGAGUGGAGUCCCCACCUUCAGAGGAGCCGGGGGCUACUGGAGAAAAUGGCAAGCACAGGAACUCGCCACCCCGAUGGCCUUCGCCAGGAAUCCCUCACGUGUCUGGGAGUUUUACCACUACCGCCGCGAGGUCAUGCUCACCAAAAACCCGAACCCCGCUCACCUGGCUAUUGCAGAGUGCGAGGAGCGACUCACCAAACAGGGCCGCAACGUCACCGUCGUCACUCAGAACAUCGACGAACUCCACCGCCGAGCCGGAUCCAAGAACAUGCUGGAAAUCCACGGAAGUCUGUUCAGGACGCGCUGCAUGAGCUGCGGUCAUGAAGCCUCUAAUUAUAAGAGCCCCAUCUGUGCCGCUCUGAAGGACAAAGGAGCUCCAGACCCAAAAACAGAAGAUGCCCAGAUCCCUGAGAAGGAGCUGCCAAGGUGUGAGCAGACAGGCUGUCACGGUCUCCUGAGACCAGCUGUGGUUUGGUUUGGAGAGACUCUGGAUUCAGACAUCCUCAACCAGGCAGAGAGUGUGCUGGAUAACUGCGACCUCUGCCUCGUGGUCGGCACGUCAUCGGUCGUGUAUCCAGCAGCCAUGUUCGCUCCUCAGGUGGCAGCCAGAGGCGUCCCUGUGGCUGAAUUCAACAUGGAAGACACACCGGCCACCAUGAGAUUCAAGUUUCACUUCCACGGCCCCUGUGGGACAACCUUACCCCCUGCGCUGGCCCGCCACGAGACUGAACCAAAAUAAAAAAAACAGUCCAGCUCUUCACAGACCAGACUGUCUAACUCUGGAGGACUUUAAUUGGUACAAAUACCAAGAAUAAUGGUUUAAAUAUAAUGAACGACGUGGCCACGAGGUUCAUGAAAAAUAAAAAGAGGCCAACGAACAAACUAUGAAAAAAGGAAACAGUUUGGUCGAACUGUUGCACAGAUAAAAUUCAUAAUGAAACAGAUAAUAUAAUCAAUAUUAAACACACAGAGCUUUAGGCAGUUAAUGUCAAAUGGUUACACUUUGUCUUUUGGGGUUUCUAGCUUUGAUAGUUCAUGUUCUACAUAAGAAGGUGCCAACGGUAACGGAUUUAUUUCUGUUGAAUGAAAAACUUGAAUAAUAAACAUUGUAGCAGAUAUUACAAACAUUAGUCGUCUGGGCUGAUUGCAGAGUUUUAAUUUGUACGGCUGCAACUAAUUAAUUAACUAAUUAACUUAUUUUUCCAGGUAAUCAAUUAGUUUUUUGUUCCAGUAAAUGUCAGAAAAUUGUGAAAAAUAUGACUUCAGAUGUCUUUGUUUUGUCUAUAACUCAAAGAUAUUUAGUUUGCUGUUACAUAAAACUAAAAAAAAACAGAAAAUAUUCACAUUUUAAAAGCUGGAAUCAGAGAAUUUUGCCGUUUUUGUCUUUAAAAAAUGACUCAAAACCAUUCAUCGAUUAUCAAUAUUGGUGACAAUUACUCAACUAAUCAUUGCAGCUCUAUUUAAUUCAACGUUAACUAUGCUGUUUGUAAAAGAUGACACUGAAAAAAAGAAUGACUCAUCACAUGAAGACAAACUUGAGCACUUCUUUUUUUUUUUGUGUUGCUGUGAAUGAAUAUUGAAUGUAUUGCAGUGGAGCGGACAGUAGGGGGCAGUGUUUAUCUGCUCCUGCUGUUCUCUAAGCUUCUCUCUCUUCUCUCUAUUUCAGUUUAGAAAAAAAAAUUUUUUUUGACUCCUUCCAAUGAAUCUGUGAUCUCUGUCUGGGAUAUGUGUCACUUGUGUGUCGUCUGUAAUGUACGAAGCGUGAUGAAUACUGUGUGUGACGCCUGCCAGUGGCCACGAGUCAGCUGUAGUUUAAACGAGGGGGGGAAACCAGACACUGUGCAUGCUGUCAUGAGGAGAUGAAGCAUUUGUUAUGUAUUGCAAGACGUUGACAUGAUUGGAAAAACAUAUUGACGUGAAAUCUAAUGAGAUAAAUGCAAAUAUUCUUUAUAAACUGAAGAGUGU
Messenger RNA from Scomber scombrus (Atlantic mackerel), 2148 nucleotides. RefSeq names its product NAD-dependent protein deacylase sirtuin-5, mitochondrial-like. Gene Ontology annotation, molecular function: protein-malonyllysine demalonylase activity; protein-succinyllysine desuccinylase activity; NAD+ binding. The record is from RefSeq and is a predicted model, not a curated record. The transcript is spliced from 9 exons. NCBI's taxonomy places the organism in Eukaryota, Metazoa, Chordata, Actinopteri, Scombriformes, Scombridae. Bases 50 to 922 code for a protein of 290 amino acids.